CGGCUCUUCCGGACGCGCGGCGGCACCGAGGGCGGCGGCCGGGCUCGAACCCGCGACCCGCAGGCGGCCGGCAGCGGCGGCGGCGCCAUGGACAGCCGGGGCCGCCGCGUGGUGGUCUGCGACAACGGCACCGGGUUUGUCAAAUGCGGCUAUGCCGGGUCGAAUUUCCCGGAACACAUUUUCCCAGCCCUGGUGGGUCGUCCCAUCAUCCGCUCGACGGCGAAAGUUGGGAAUAUUGAGAUCAAGGAUCUCAUGGUGGGAGAUGAGGCCAGUGAGCUGCGCUCCAUGCUGGAGGUGAACUACCCGAUGGAGAACGGAAUUGUACGCAACUGGGAUGACAUGAAGUUCUUGUGGGACUACACUUUUGGGCCCGAGAAGCUCAACGUGGACCCCCGUAACUGCAAGAUCCUGCUCACCGAGCCCCCCAUGAACCCUAUCAAGAACCGGGAAAAAAUCAUCGAGGUGAUGUUCGAGACAUAUCAGUUUGAAGGAGUUUAUAUUGCAAUCCAGGCGGUCUUGACCCUCUAUGCCCAGGGCCUUCUCACCGGCGUGGUGGUCGACUCGGGGGACGGCGUCACCCACAUCUGCCCCGUGUACGAGGGCUUCUCGCUGCCCCACCUCACGCGCCGGCUGGACAUCGCGGGGCGUGACAUCACGCGGUACCUCAUCAAGCUGCUGCUUCUGCGUGGCUACGCCUUCAACCACUCGGCCGACUUCGAGACGGUGCGGAUGAUGAAGGAGCGGCUCUGCUACGUGGGCUACAACAUCGACCAGGAGCAGCGGCUGGCGCAAGAGACCACGGUGCUGGUGGAGUCCUACACGCUGCCGGACGGGCGCGUGAUCAAGGUGGGUGGGGAGCGCUUCGAGGCGCCGGAGGCCCUGUUCCAGCCCCACCUCAUCAACGUGGAGGGCGUGGGCAUGGCCGAGCUGCUGUUCAACACCAUCCAAGCGGCCGACAUCGACACCCGGGCCGAAUUCUACAAGCACAUUGUGCUUUCGGGGGGCUCCACCAUGUACCCCGGAUUGCCGUCGCGGCUGGAGCGUGAGAUCAAGCAGCUUUACCUGGAACGGGUCCUGAAAGGCGACGUGGAGAAGCUGUCGAAAUUCAAGAUUCGCAUCGAGGAUCCUCCACGCAGGAAGCACAUGGUGUUCUUGGGUGGCGCCGUUCUCGCUGACAUUAUGAAGGAUAAAGACAACUUCUGGAUGCAGCGCUCCGAGUACAUGGAGAAGGGCACCAGGAUCCUGGAGAAGCUGGGGGUGACGGUCCGAUAGGGGUCCCGGUGCCUCCUCUAUCCUUCGCGCAUUCUGACCCGCUUUCUUUCCCUUCCGGUGUUUUUCCUUUUCCUCUUCUGUCGAAUCUCCGCAAUUUAAGGGGUUUCUUUGGUGAAGCGUCAGUUCGCAUCAUCACUUGGGAACGGUGGAAGAUCUCUUGAACGCGUUUCUAGUUUUGAUGGGAGGGGAAAAUGCAUUCAAAGCGCCUACAGUUCUCUUGUUCCAGGCUUUUGCUCCUUGCAAGUCGCUAGUCCUCUGGAAUUUGAUGAUGCAACCCCUCCCUGCCCAGCAAGCGCUUUGGGAAAACAUUCCUUUUUAGGGCAAGGGUUGCUAACAGCGAGUCCCAAAGGCAGUGCUAUUCAUCUCUUGAAACUUCUUGCUAUACGUGACUUCCAUGCGGCUUAAGGCUGCAAACUAUGGCUCAGGGAAUUCCAUUCGUUCCCAUCCUCUCCCUUCUUCUUCAGCAAAAACGGAAUCAAGUUUCUAGGCCUCAUGACUGAGAGGAAUGCCAAAACCAGGGAUGGGAAUGUGUAGCCCUGCAGAUGGCGUUGGAUUGCAACUUCCAUCACCCCUUUCUUUGUCUUGGCUGGGGCUGAUGGGAAUUGUAGGCCAAAGCAUUGAAAGUGGCCACUUUCCUCCCCGCCUCGCUGAAAGCACACAAUGCCUUUUCUGCUGAUUACUCAGGGAUACUGGCUGGUUGGCUGGGUCGUAUCUUCUCUCAUCUCCUUUCCGUGCUCUUGCCUGCCCCAAAUGUGGGACGGCCGUGGCCAGCACUGCCACGAGGAAGCACUCGGCAGACCAGACUGAAGUUGCACACCCUGCGAGCUGAAUUUGCCGCCGGCUCUCUGGGUGGGCAGGCUGCAUUUCUGAGGAUGCACUGGUCCUGAAGGAAUACCUGAACGUACGCAUGAAGGCGAUUCCCAGUGCCCACCGCAAAGAAAGAAUGAAACCGGGGCGGGAGAAGGACUCGCUUCUGUCCCCCGUCUUGCGUUGCACUGCCAACUCCUAGAAAGAAUGAUUAUUUCUGACUUGCUUCUCGCUGAAACAACCCUUCUCUUUUCACCCGUGAGGUUACAGUUGUGUCCACUUGGUUUCUGUUAAUCAUGGUUUGCUGCAUUCGUCCUACAGACGAAUUCUGUAAGUUUGUGCUCCCCACAGAGGCCUAAAGUUCCCCCUUCCCUUUCGCAAUUGGAUACCUGCCUACCUGGGCAGAGCUUCAUUUCCGUCUUUUCCAUGAUUCCUUAGGAUCUCAGAUGGUAUUCUGGGGUAGGACGGUACCUUACGGGCACCCCCUCCCCCUUUCCAGAGCUUUCUUCUUUGUAUCGAGUGCCAGAAGAUGGAAAACAUACAAUCUCCUGUAGUUGGUCUUUUUUUAAGAAGAAAAAACACGUCUUGCUUUUUACAAACCGAUCUGCUUUCCACGCUCACUCUCUCCGUGUCUCCGCUUAACAACAAAAACGGCAGCCGAGGCAGCUCAAGGAUUUCCAGCCUUCCCAAACACCCCUAGCCAGGAAGGAAAAUAAAACCUGCUUGAAGAUCCUG
Molecule: messenger RNA, 2814 nt
Organism: Varanus komodoensis (Komodo dragon)
Lineage: Eukaryota; Metazoa; Chordata; Lepidosauria; Squamata; Varanidae
Product: actin-related protein 2-B-like
Exons: 9
Coding region: 88-1272 (394 amino acids)
Biological process (GO): Arp2/3 complex-mediated actin nucleation
Cellular component (GO): actin cortical patch; Arp2/3 protein complex
Molecular function (GO): actin filament binding
Source: RefSeq, a predicted model, not a curated record